This is a messenger RNA of Acanthopagrus latus (yellowfin seabream), 2447 nucleotides long. RefSeq names its product heterogeneous nuclear ribonucleoprotein L-like. Gene Ontology annotation, cellular component: nucleus. Gene Ontology annotation, biological process: mRNA processing; regulation of RNA splicing. Bases 75 to 1883 code for a protein of 602 amino acids. Lineage: Eukaryota; Metazoa; Chordata; Actinopteri; Spariformes; Sparidae. Gene Ontology annotation, molecular function: mRNA binding. The record is from RefSeq and is a predicted model, not a curated record. The transcript has 12 exons.
AGAGAGAGAGAGAGAGAGAGACGUCUCUUCCUCCGUUUUACCGAAAAUCUUCACCCGUGAAUACAUCUCCUGCGAUGGAGGAGACAGAAGACAGAGGAGAACUAGGAGGAGGAGGUGGAGGAGGAGGUUACCACCGGGCAGCCAAGCGGCUCCGGACGGAGGAGGAGGCCGGCGGAGAGGAGCUGGAGGACGGGGAGGAGGAGGAUGAGGAGGACUCUGCCGGAGAGGAGGCAGCGGGGAGCCGCAGCACCGAGGAUAGGAGCCGGAGGAGCGGAGGGAAGGACGGUGUGGACAGCCAUCGCAUCCCUCCGUCACCGGUCGUCCACGUCCGAGGGCUGUGUGACGCCGUGGUGGAGGCCGACCUGGUGGAGGCGCUCGACAAGUUCGGCAACAUCUGUUAUGUGAUGAUGAUGCCGUUCAAGCGUCAGGCUCUGGUGGAGUUCGACAGCGUGGAGAGCGCCGAGCGCUGCGUGACGCGAGGAGCCCGUGAGCCCGUGUGCGUCGCCGAGCAGCAGGCCUUCUUCAACUUCUCCACCAGCCAGAGGAUCACCAGACCCACCAACGCAGACGACCCCACCAGCAGGAACAAGGUUCUGCUGCUGUCCGUCCAGAACCCGCUGUACCCCAUCACCACGGACGUUCUGUACAGCGUCUGUAACCCGCUGGGCAACGUGCUGCGAAUCGUCAUCUUCAAGCGCAACGGCAUCCAGGCCAUGGUGGAAUUUGAGUCAAUUGAGGACGCUCAGAAGGCCAAACUGUCCCUGAACGGUGCCGACAUCUACGCCGGCUGCUGCACGCUCAAGAUCGAGUACGCCAGGGUAAACACACACACACACACACACACACAGAGCGCUCUGGACAAACACACACUCAGGCGCAUGCACACAUACACACCUUCACGCUCAUGCCCACACACACACACACACACACACACACACACACCCAGAGGUGCUCUGCUCUGUCGCCCCCUGCAGCCCAACAGACUGAACGUCGUCCGCAAUGACACCAGCAGCUGGGACUACAGCAAACCCCUCGUCCUGCAGCGAGAGAGAGCAAAGGGGAGGCAGCGUCAGGCCAUCCUGGGAGAGCAUCCAUCCAACGGCUACGGCCCACACUGCCCUCUGCUGCCUCUUCCUGCCAACAGCAGGUACAGGAGGAGCAGUGAGGAGGUGCAGGACAUGAUCUCCUACCCGCUGCUCCUUCCUAAAACCUCCUCCUCCUCAUCCUCCUCCUUCCUGUGCCACGGAGCCUCUAGCUCAGUCUCCAUGGUGAGCGGACUCCAUCCCACCAAGAUGAACUGCAGCUGCAUCUUCAACCUCUUCUGUCUCUACGGCAACGUGGAGAAGGUGAAGUUCAUGAAGAGCGUUCCCGGCACAGCGCUGGUGGAGAUGGGUGAUGAGUACGCUGUGGACCGAGCAGUCACUCACCUCAACGGCAUCAAGGUGUUCGGCAAGAAACUCAACGUCUGUGUGUCCAGGCAGCAGUCGGUGAUUCCCAGUCAGGUGUUUGAGCUUCCUGACGGCAGCAGCAGCUACCAUGAUUUCAGUCUGACCAGGAACAACCGCUUCAGCAGCGCACAGAGCAGCAGGAACAUCAUCCAACCACCAGCUGCCGUCCUGCACUUCUACAACGCCCCGCCCACCCUGAGCCAGCACCAGCUGCUCAAGCUCUGCACUGAACACAACGUCCCCGCCUUCACAAAGUUCAAGGUCUUUGAUGCCAAACCAGCUGGCUCCAAGACUCUGUCCGGUCUGCUGGAGUUUGACAGUAAAACUGAAGCUGUGGAGACUCUGACCGUCCUCAACCACCAUCAGAUCAGAAUUCCCAACAGCUCCAACCCCUUCACCCUGAAACUCUGCUUCUCCACCUCCUCCCAUCUGUGAGUUGGGAAACAAGAUGGCCGCCACAGUCACCCCCCCCCUCCUCCGGGGACGAACCGGAGAGCGAGUCCGAUCAUCACGUUGGGUUUGUGUGUUUGUUGUCUACUGCAGCAGGAAGUGGCCGAGUCCUGAAGAAGAAGAAAAUAACAGCUGUUCCUGAACGACGUCAAGCAUUCAGAGAAGUUCAUUAAAAACUCAGGGAGGAAUCAACCAAUCAGAUCGCAGCCAGCACCAGACGGACACGAGAUGUUUUAUGAGACUGAAUUUAUAUGUAACUUUAUUUUAUUUGAUGGGCACGAUGCAGGAUUUAUGUUGUUUUUCUGGAUUUAAAGUAUAAUUUAACUUUAUUUUUACUGUUGUUGUGACAGAGGUUAGAAGAUGUGUUAGUUUCUUUAAUGUGAAGAAGACAUUCAUUCACUUGGCACUGAUUAUUGUUUGAACUGAAUGUGUGACUUGUGUGAAGGUUGACUGUUGGUUAGCAGAGGUGUCCUGUACACACCUGACAGCCAAUCACAAGCUGUCUGUGUGUACUUGCUGAGGAUGGUCGUAAUAAAGGUGGUGUCAGUA